Pelobates fuscus (common spadefoot toad) is the source of this 1895-nucleotide messenger RNA. RefSeq names its product Y+L amino acid transporter 2-like. The record is from RefSeq and is a predicted model, not a curated record. Lineage: Eukaryota; Metazoa; Chordata; Amphibia; Anura; Pelobatidae. Gene Ontology annotation, molecular function: basic amino acid transmembrane transporter activity; L-amino acid transmembrane transporter activity. The coding region runs from base 375 to 1829 and encodes 484 amino acids. The transcript has 11 exons. Gene Ontology annotation, biological process: amino acid transmembrane transport. Gene Ontology annotation, cellular component: membrane.
CCGAGGAGAGGGCGAAACGCGUCUCGGAGGAUCUGUACAGCACUUAAGGACAUUGAUUUUAUUAUUUUGUAAGUUUUAGGUGUUUUUUUAAAUACUUUACUACUUUUAAUAAAUGUGAUCUUUGGAUCACUACCAGUCCAUUUGCUGUCAUCUUCAUCUCACUGCUUCAAAAUAAGGCUUUACCCCCCUUUAGUGGGUGGCAUGCUGUUCUAACUUGAGCCAGGUUCCCAUGAUUGGCUCUUUCAAAGUCUUCCAGGAAUAUCUAAAUUCAUGUAAUAGCUGCAGCAUCCACCACUCCUGGACACACAUUUCGAGACAAAUCUUGUAUAACAGAAGUAUUCUUGUAUCUGUCAUUUGAGGAAGAAAAAAUAAAAAUGAAAGACAAGACGCAAGACACGUCCAGUAACAAAGUGCAACUUAAAAAGGAAAUUUCCCUUCUGCAUGGGGUGAGCCUGGUGGUUGGAAACACUAUUGGUGCCGGAAUUUUUGUUUCUCCAAAAGGUGUUCUGAUGUAUAGUGGCUCCUAUGGAUUAUCUCUCAUAAUAUGGGUAUUGGGAGGAAUAUUUUCAGUGAUUGGAGCUCUGUGCUAUGCGGAACUUGGGACGACAAUUACAAAAUCAGGUGCCAGCUACAUUUACAUAAAGGAAUCAUUUGGGGGAUUUUUAGCCUUUUUAAACCUGUGGACUAAUAUGUUAAUCAUCUAUCCUGCCAGUCAGGCAAUUUUGGCGGUGACAUUUGCCAACUACUUAAUUGAGCCAUUUUUUCCAACAUGCACCCCUCCUCAGACAGCAGUGUACCUGCUUGCAGUCGUAUGUGUGGUUUUUUUGACAGCUGUGAACUGUGCAAAGGUGAAAUGGGGAGCUACCCUGCAAGUGGUGUCAACAUUUGCGAAAGUGCUAGCCCUUGUCAUUAUAAUUAUUACUGGAAUUGUUAGACUUUGCCAAGGCAAUACACAUUAUUUGGAAAAGUCUUUUGAAGGCUCCAAGCUGAAUGCAGGUUCUUUGACUAUGGCAUUCUAUUCGGCAUUGUAUUCUUUCUCUGGCUGGGAUGCCUUAAAUUAUGUAACAGAAGAAAUGAAAAAUCCUAAAAGGAAUUUGCCUCUGUCAAUGGUCAUUUCUAUGCCUUUGGUAACAGUAAUCUAUGUCAUGACAAACAUUGCAUAUUACACAGAAUUAGACAUGGAUAUGAUCAUGGAUAGCAGUGCAGUAGCUGUGACAUUUGCAGACAGAGUUCUUGGAUACAUAAAAUGGUUUAUACCUAUAUCUGUGGCUAUAUCAUGCUGUGGUGGAUUGAAUUCAGUUGUUAUUUCUUCAUCAAGGUUGUUUUUUGUAGCAUCACGUGAAGGGCAGUUACCAGACUUUCUGUGCCUGAUCCACAUAUUUCGAUAUACACCUAUACCUGCACUACUAUUCAAUGGAGUGAUGGCCCUCAUAUUUCUUUGUGUGACAGAUGUCUUCCAACUUAUUGAUUACUUCAGCUUCACGUACUGGCUGUUUAUUGGCCUUUCGGUUGGUAGCCUAAUUUAUUUGAGGAUCAAGAAACCAGAUAUCCCUAGACCUGUGAGGCUAAGCCUGCUUUUUCCUAUCGUGUACUGCCUCUGCAGCGUGUGCCUGGUCAUAGUUCCUCUAUACAGUGAUCCUAUUGAUUCAUUGGUUGGUAUUGCCGUCUGCCUAUCUGGAGCACCCAUUUACUAUAUUUGCCUUCAUCUUCCUCCUGAAAAACAGCCCCGGUUUGUAAGAAAGUUUCUUGGUUUUAUAUCCCUGUAUACUCAGAAGAUGUUCAUGUGUUGUGCCGUACAGUCUGAAGAAGAGGAGAUAAAACUGAAAUGAUAGAUAUUAUUUUUAUGUUUUCUUUUUAUAUUUAAAACUGAAACAAUAAACAUUUUAUAAAAAAUA